AUGCCCCCAGGCUGGGGCCGGAUGAAAAUCCAUGUGCUGCUGCCAGAGCUGCGGGCAGCCACGGCAGAAGAGGCUGCCUACUGGCCCUCAGUCUGCAUGCUGGGCCUCUGCAUCCUGUGGGGUAGCAGCCUGCAGGCCGGCCUGGCCCUGCUCUCCACGGCCCAGUGGGCCUACCGCAGCCUGGCUGACUUCCACCACGAGAAGAGCAAGGCGGUGAAACUGCUCCUGCGGGCUGUGCUGCAGCAGGUGGUAGUAUCCCUGCUGGCCUGCUGCCUGGACAGGCUGCAGGUGGCCAUGGGGCAGGUGGCUCGAGCCAUGCAGUGCAGUGGCCUGCAGCCCUUGGAGUGGACAACCUCUGAAGACCUGAAUGCAGUCACCGCUGUCCUCCCAGCCACUGCCGUCCCCUUUAGCCGUUGCUUCCACGGGCCCGAGCCAGCCCCCAAGAGCAGGCUCUCGCCAGCCUGCAUCAGCCUGUGCCUAGUGGUUGGGGAUGAGGAGGCCAGUGAGGCAAAAGGAGGCUGUGGCUUCGGGGCGACAGGCAUGCCCAUUAGCACCAGGUUCCAGAGCGGGCUGGUACUGGCUGGGGGCUGGGACCGGGCUGGGCCCUGCCUAGAUCUCACACCUGCUUCCACCUCGCAGGUCUUCUCCAUCGUGGUGUUUGGCUCCAUUGUGAAUGAGGGCUACCUCAACAGCCCCGACGAGGCUGAGGAGGGCAAGGAGUUCUGCAUCUACAACCGCAACCCCAAUGCCUGCAGCUACGGUGUGACUGUGGGUGUGCUGGCCUUUCUCACCUGCCUGCUCUACCUGGCCCUGGAUGUGUACUUCCCACAGAUCAGCAGUGUCAAGGAUCGAAAGAAGGCCGUCCUGUCGGACAUUGGUGUCUCGGCCUUCUGGGCCUUCCUCUGGUUCGUGGGCUUCUGCUUCCUGGCCAACCAGUGGCAGGUCUCCAAGCCCAAGGACAACCCGCUGAACGAAGGGACUGACGCGGCCCGGGCGGCCAUCACCUUCUCCUUCUUCUCCAUCUUCACUUGGGUGGGCCAGGCUGUGCUGGCCUUCCAGCGGUACCAGAUUGGCGCCGACUCAGCCCUCUUCUCCCAGGACUACAUGGACCCCAGCCAGGACUCCAGCAUGCCUUACGCCCCCUACGUGGAGCCCAGCGCUGGGCCAGACCCUGCCGGCAUGGGCGGCACCUACCAGCAGCCAGCCAACGCCUUCGACACCGAGCCCCAGGGCUACCAGUCACAGGGCUACUGAGCCUCAGUGACCGCCUGCCCCUGCCUGCCCCUGCCCCACCUACCCCAAGCCCCUCCCUCCACAGCCAGCUCCCUGCUCCCGCCCAGGCCGCCCUGCCCAGUGCCUCCUUAGCCUCGGAGUUGUCACACUGAGUUCCAGCGGGGCUCAGGGUGGGGUGCAGGCAGCAAGGUGUUGGGGAGGUGUCUGUGUGUGUACAAGUAUGUCCAAGGGCAUGUGCCCAGCAGGGGCUUGGAGGGUGGUGACUAGGGGUGCUUGCAUUCAUUCAUUGCAUCACUGAGCAUUCAGUGAGCACCUACUGUGUCAGGCCUGUGCUUGGUACACAGGUGAUGAAGGAGGCAG
Molecule: messenger RNA, 1593 nt
Organism: Trichechus manatus latirostris (Florida manatee)
Lineage: Eukaryota; Metazoa; Chordata; Mammalia; Sirenia; Trichechidae
Gene: SYNGR1
Product: synaptogyrin 1
Exons: 6
Coding region: 1-1254 (417 amino acids)
Cellular component (GO): neuromuscular junction; synaptic vesicle membrane
Source: RefSeq, a predicted model, not a curated record